Alnus glutinosa is the source of this 1342-nucleotide messenger RNA. RefSeq names its product probable protein phosphatase 2C 73. The record is from RefSeq and is a predicted model, not a curated record. Gene Ontology annotation, biological process: protein dephosphorylation. The coding region runs from base 16 to 1134 and encodes 372 amino acids. The transcript has 5 exons. Gene Ontology annotation, molecular function: protein serine/threonine phosphatase activity. Lineage: Eukaryota; Viridiplantae; Streptophyta; Magnoliopsida; Fagales; Betulaceae.
UCUACGUUCACAUCAAUGUACACCCAGCAAGGAAGAAAAGGAAUCAAUCAAGAUGCCAUUACAGUUUGGGAGGGUUUUAGUGGUGAGAAAGAAAUGUUAUUCUGCGGUGUGUUCGAUGGUCAUGGUCCCGCCGGUCACAAAGUUGCACGCCAUGUACGGGACACUUUACCCUCAAAUCUCUCUGCAUCGCUUAAAUUCUCACGAACCAACCGCUGCAGAUGUAGUGUCGAAGUUGAUUUUGUUGAUGAUCAAGGCGAUGAUCAUGAUCAUGAUGAUGACGAUGAUAAUCACAACAUUAGUACUGGCGACACCAUAGAUCGUCUUAGCAAUGCUAACAACAGUCGAAAUCUGUCUUUUCAUUCAUCUAAAAAAAGAAAUCUGUCUUUCCCUUUAUGGGAGGCCAGUUUCGUUGAAUCUUUCAAGGAAACUGAUGAAGUACUUGGUCGAGAUUCCUCCAUUGAUAGCUUUUGCAGUGGUAGCACAGCCGUAGCUGUUGUUGUACAGGGUUGCCACUUGAUAAUUGCCAACUUGGGAGAUUCUCGUGCGAUUCUUUCGACCAGAGGGGACAAUAAUCAACUUCUUCCUAUUCAACUCACAGUUGACAUGAAACCUGAUAUUCCAAGUGAAGCAGAAAGAAUCAGGAGCUGCAGAGGCAGAGUUUUUGCAAUGCAGGAAGAACCUGAUGCUCAUAGAAUAUGGAUGCCUGAUGAAGAUUGCCCUGGUCUUGCUAUGUCAAGGGCUUUUGGAGAUUUCUGCCUCAAAGAUCAUGGCCUCAUCUCAACUCCUGAAGUUUCCUAUAGGAAGCUUACAGACAAUGAUGAAUUUGUCGUUCUAGCAACCGAUGGAGUAUGGGAUGUGUUAACGAACAACGAAGUUAUAAGAAUCGUUGCUUCAGCAAAGAAGCGAUCCAUGGCGGCCAAAUUGUUGGUAACCCGUGCGGUUAGAGCCUGGAGACGUAAAUAUCCAAGUUCCUGUGUUGAUGAUUGUGCGGUCAUAUGCUUGUUCCUCACAAGCCCACCCACUCCGUUGACCAAACCGGUGCCGGAAGUGACGUCGUGUGCCGCCGGAUGCUCACGGCUAGAUAGAUCCAUGUCCUACAGAUGUAAACGGCAAGGCUCAAAGAAAGUGAAAUAAACUCGCCUUUGAAGAUUGCUGGGUCUGCCAUCUUUAUGAGUUGGCGCAAGCCAUCAAAGCACUUUUUAGGAGUACGAAGCUCUUUAGCCUUGUCAGAUUUAUCUUGAACCCCCCUUAGUCGGGGUGUGUUUUGUCCGAGUAAUUAAUUGUACUUAAAUAAUUAAACUUAUCAUUUCUUAUUAAAACAAUAUAUAUUUUUAUCUCAUAA